UUGGCAGACUGAGCUCAGAUCCUGGCUCCUCCCUUCGACAUAGAAGUUUCAUCAGUUUCCCGGGCUGCAUCCACAAACUGUCAUAAACCUGUCCUGUCGCUAAGAGGGGAAGCAAGAGAAAGAGAAAAGGCCUAGACAAUGUUAUUAUCCAAAAAUAGAGGUGUAUUUGCGAGUCUUUGUUUGUGGAGUAUCUUAUUCUUGAGUGUCAAUGCGAAGACGAAGAAGAAAGACGAGACCCAGUCGAUGAACGACAUCUACCGAGGGAGAUGCGCUUCUAGGUGCCUCAGCUUGCACAGCACUCGCAUAGCGACGCUCUCCAAACAAUCUCAGGUUGAGGUAAGGCCAAAACAAGCGCGCGAGCAUGCUACUGUCUUCAUGGAAUAAAGUGAAAGUUGGAUCAAACGCAGGCAAUCCGAUUUGUUCUACUGCAUUAUAUAAUAUUCCCUUUACUUUUUAUGCGUAAAUGAAUUAAUAAACAAGAAUGUGCUUGAAAUAGACCAUCGCAUUAAUGAUGAGGACAUGUUUGUUUUUCUUGUUUUUCUAAUUUUGUUGAUUAUUAUCUGAUAACUGAUGUUUUGUUUUUGGCCUCACAAUAACUACUUUAGAUUUGGUAUGUGUGCAAACUAGACAAUAUUUGGAGACAAUUCAGUAUCAUGUUCUGACAGAGGAAACUGACUAGACACUGUACUCCUCAUUAGAAUGUUCUCUUUACCAUGUCCCAUUUUUAAAAUCUGACUCUGCAUUGAGAAGUGGAGCAACCUACUGGCUGAUGGAGAAGGGGAGAGAGAGAGGCUUGUUAUCCUAAUUAGGUCCAUACCAAGCCCUUCACUACCCCUCCAGUCCCAAGCCUAUGACACUGUGACUGAGCCAACCAGUUCACAUGAUCAAGUUCAUGUCCUCGUCCUCCUUGGAUGACAUACAGUACAUGGAGAUAACUAAUCCUUAGCAGUGAACAUGCCCAGUUACCCACUAUUCAGCCUCAGGAUUUGGAAGGAUGGCCCCGCGAGAAUACCCACUAGUAUACUCCCACAUAGUAGUCCUAUAUAGUUUACUGAAUGAAUUGAUCCAUAGGGAAUAUGGAAUGGUAAACUAGUGAGACACAUAGCUAUGGUUUAUUAUCACGGGUCUGGAACUGCACUGACAUCACAUCAUUAGCCACACUGUCAUGCACUCGUGACCUCUCUAAGGGUCAGGAUGUGACCUUUAACCUGUUUAAUCACUACUUCCCACAGAUCAUGUAGCAGGGUCGAUUUUAGAUUGCAGGGGCAGUCCAGCUAUUCUCUCUGUGGUGGAAUUCCUGUCAUAGAUCAAAUCUAUCCAUUGUAGGAGUGGGUAGGAUACUAUGUCAUGUUAGCCUAUAUAAUGGCAAAUUAUCAUUGCCAGACUUGGGUAUACCUACGCUUCAGCUAUACGUUUUCACCUUUUUGGCACAUGUGCAUCAAUUCGACACAGUAAUGGACAUGAAGCAUAUUGUUUGGAAGGUCUCUGUUGGCAAUGUGCUGGAAGCAGCCAUGGAAUUACAUCUUGGUACAGAUUGUUGAAUCUAUCGUAAACUUUCCAUAUUGGAAAGUCCCUUUCUGAGAUUUGAUGGAAACUUUUUAAUAUGACAAUCUACUCCAGACAGUGAAUUAAAAUGAUGUUAAUGUCACCAUCAGUCUGGGUUGUAGUUGUUGGACAGGACCAUUAGUCUGCUUUGAGGUGGUUAAAACUUAGGGCUGCAUCCCAAAUGACACCCAUUCCCUAUGUAGUGCACUACUUUUUACCAGGGCCCAUAGGGCUCUGGUCAAAGGUAGUGCACUAUAUAAGGAAUAGCGUGCCAUUUGGGACGUAGCCUUGCCCUUGAUUUCCAGUCUUUCACAUUCAAUAUUUCUGAAACAAUUGUCUGACUUGUGAGAUUAGUUCUGACUUGCGUCAGAGGUUAUAUUGUGCUCCAUUCAUUUAGUCAGUGACAUAACAAAAAUGCCCUUAUCUGUCCUGACUUUCAUGUCCCUUGGGCUGCCAUAGUAGCCUUCAUAACAUGGGUAUGACUCAUUGUCUGAGUCCCAAAUGGUACUCUAUUCCCUUCCUAGUGCGCUACUUUUGACCAGAGCCCUAUAGGCCCUGUUCAAAGGUAGUGCACUAUAAUAGGAAUAUGAUGCAGACAUUCAUUGACCUGAUAAUGACAGAGGUCAGGUGACUAUCUGUCUUUAGCCGGCACUGGAUACAGUGGUCUUUUCUGCCCACAACCACCCCUCCCAGACCCUUGCGCCUGCACUGGACAGAGGAAGGCCAGGGUGCCUUUGACUGGCCUGCGCGGUCUUCUCAGACGUUAGGUCACUUUCUUUACCACUCCAAAAGUUGUGUUGCUAACAUUAAUUGGUAAAAAGCGUGUUUGUACACUUUGGACUUUUGUUACAUUGUAGUUAAGAUAAUAGUUAAGACUUUUUUCCACUGCACUACAUGUUUUGUGUUAUGUAAUUAUACUUCAUAAUAGAAACUGAAAUACUGACUGUCCUCUUCUCUCCCUAGUAAUUAUACUACUGACUGUCCUCUACUCUCCCUAGUAGUUAUACUACUGACUGUCCUCUACUCUCCCUAGUAAUUAUACUACUGACUGUCCUCUACUCUCUACUCUCCCUAGUAAUUAUACUACUGACUGUCCUUACUCCACUAGUAAUAACUACUGACGUCCGCUACUCUCCCUAGUAAUUAUACUACUGACUGUCCUCUACUCUCUAUCUCCCUAGUAUUAUACUACUGACUGUCCUCUACUCUCCCUAUAAUUAUACUACUGACUGUCCUCUACGCUCUACUCUCCCUAGUAAUUAUACUACUGACUGUCCUCUACUCUCCCUAGUAGUUAUACUACUGACUGUCCUCUACUCCCCCUAGUAAUUAUACUACUGACUGUCCUCUACUCUCCCUAGUAAUUAUACUACUGACUGUCCUCUACUCUCCCUAGUAAUUAUACUACUGACUGUCCUCUACUCUCUACUCUCCCUAGUAAUUAUACUACUGACUGUCCUCUACUCUCCCUAGUAAUUAUACUACUGACUGUCCUCUACUCUCCUCCCUAGUAAUUAUACUACUGACUGUCCUCUACUCUCCCUAGUAAUUAUUCUACUGACUGUCCUCUACUCUCCCUAGUAAUUUAUACUACUGACUGUCCUCUACUCUCCCUAGUAAUUAUACUACUGACUGUCCUCUACUCUCCCUAGUAAUUAUACUACAGACUGUCCUCUACUCUCCCUAGUAAUUAUACUACUGACUGUCCUCUACUCUCCCUAGUAAUUAUACUACUGAUGUCCUCUACUCUCUACUCUCCCUUAGUAAUUAUACUACUGACUGUCCUCUACUCUCCCUAGUAAUUAUACUACUGACUGCCUCUACUCUCUUUCUCCCUAGUAAUUAUACUACUGACUGUCCUCUACUCUUCUCCCUAGUAAUUAUACUACCACUGUCCCCUACUCUCCCUAGUAUUAAAACUACUGACUGUCCUCUACUCUCCCCUAGUAAUUAUACUACUGACUGUCCUCUACUCUCCCUAGUAAUUAUACUACUGACUGUCCUCUACUCUCCCUAGUAAUUAUACUACUGACUGUCCUCUACUCUCCCUAGUAAUUAUACUACUGACUGUCCUCUACUCUCUUCUCUCACUAGUAAUUAUACUACUGACUGUCCUCUACUCUCCCUAGUAAUUAUACUACUGACUGUCCCUACUCUCCCUAGUAAUUAUACUACUGACUGUCCUCUACUCCUACUCUCCCUAGUAAUUAUACUACUGACUGUCCUCUACCUCUCCCUAGUAAUUAUACUACUGACUGUCCUCUACUCUCUAUUCUCUCCUAGUAAUUAUACUACUGACUGUCCUCUACUCUAUUCUCCCUAGUAAUUAUACUACGACUGUCCUCUACUCUCCCUAGUAAAUUAUACUACUGACUGUCCUCUACUCUCCCUAGUAUUAUACUACUGACUGUCCUCUACUCUCCCUAGAAAUAAACUACUGACUGUCCUCUACUCUCUACUCUCCCUAGAAAGUUAUACUACUGACUGUCCUCUACUCUCCCUAUAAUUAUACUACUGACUGUUCUCUUUUACUCUCCCUAGUAAUUAUACUACUGACUGUCCUCUACUCUCCCUAGUAAUUAUACUACUGACUGUCCUCUACUCUCCCUAGUAAUUAUUCUACUGACUGUCCUCUACCCUCUACUCUCCCUAGUAAUUAUACUACUGACUGUCUCUACUCUCCCUAGUAAUUAUACUACUGACUGUCCUCUACUCUCCCUAGUAUUAUACUACUGACUGUCCUCUACUCUCCCUAGUAAUUAUACUACUGACUGUCCUCUACUCUCCCUAGUAAUUAUACUACUGACUGUCCUCUACUCUCCCUAGUAAUUAUUCUACUGACUGUCCUCUACUCUCUACUCUCCCUAGUAAUUAUACUACUGACUGUCCUCUACUCUCCCUAGUAAUUAUACUACUGACUGUCCUCUACUCUCCCUAGUAAUUAUACUACUGCUGUCCUCUACUCUCUAUUCUCCCUAGUAAUUAUACUACUGACUGUCCUCUACUCUCCCUAGUAAUUAUUCUAUUGACUGUCCUACUCUCUACUCUCCCUAGUAAUUAUACUACUGACUGUCCUCUACUCUCCCUAGUAAUUAUACUACUGACUGUCCUCUACUCUCCCUAGUAUUAUACUACUGACUGUCCUCUACUCUCUAUUCUCCACUAGUAUUAUCUACUGACUGUCCUCUACUCUCCCUAGUAAUUAUACUACUGACUGUCCUCUACUCUCCCUAGUAAUUAUACUACUGACUGUCCUCUACUCUCUUCUCUCACUAGUAAUUAUACUACUGACUGUCCUCUACUCUCCCUAGUAAUUAUACUACUGACUGUCCUCUACUCUCCCUAGUAAUUAUACUACUGACUGUCCUCUACUCUCUACUCUCCCUAGUAAUUAUACAACUGACUGUCCUCUACUCUCCCUAGUAAUUAUACUACUGACUGUCCUCUACUCUCUAUUCUCCCUAGUAAUUAUACUACUGACUGUCCUCUACUCUAUUCUCCCUAGUAAUUAUACUACCGACUGUCCUCUACUCUCCCUAGUAAUUAUACUACUGACUGUCCUCUACUCUCCCUAGUAAUUAUACUACUGACUGUCCUCUACUCUCCCUAGUAAUUAUACUACUGACUGUCCUCUACUCUCUACUCUCCCUAGUAGUUAUACUACUGACUGUCCUCUACUCUCCCUAGUAAUUAUACUACUGACUGUCCUCUACUCUCUACUCUCCCUAGUAGUUAUACUACUGACUGUCCUCUACUCUCCCUAGUAAUUAUACUACUGACUGUUCUCUACUCUCCCUAGUAAUUAUACUACUGACUGUCCUCUACUCUCCCUAGUAAUUAUUCUACUGACUGUCCUCUACUCUCUACUCUCCCUAGUAUUAUACUACUGACUGUCUCUCUACUCUCCCUAGUAAUUAUACUACUGACUGUCUUCUACUCUCCCUAGUAAUUAUACUACUGACUGUCCUCUACUCUCCCUAGUAAUUAUACUACUGACUGUCCUCUACGCUCACUAGUAAUUAUACUACUGACUGUCCUCUACUCUCCCUAGUAAUUAUUCUACUGACUGUCCUCUACUCUCUACUCUCCCUAGUAAUUAUACUACUGACUGUCCUCUACUCUCCCUAGUAAUUAUACUACUGACUGUCCUCUACUCUCCCUAGUAAUUAUACUACUGACUGUCCUCUACUCUCUAUUCUCCCUAGUAAUUAUACUACUGACUGUCCUCUACUCUCCCUAGUAAUUAUACUACUGACUGUCCCUCUACUCUCCCUAGUAAUAAUAUCCUACUGACUGUCCUCUACUCUCUUCUCUCACUAGUAAUUAUACUACUGACUGUCCUCUACUCUCCCUAGUAAUUAUACUACUGACUGUCCUCUACUCUCCCUAUAAUUAUACUACUGACUGUCCUCUACUCUCUACUCUCCCUAGUAAUUAUACUACUGACUGUCCUCUACUCUCCCUAGUAAUUAUACUACUGACUGUCCUCUACUCUCUAUCUCCCUAGUAAUUAUACUACUGACUGUCCUCUACUCUAUUCUCCCUAGUAAUUAUACUACCGACUGUCCUCUACUCUCCCUAGUAAUUAUACUACUGACUAUAAUACUGACUGUCCUCUACUCUCUACUCUCCCUAGUAGUUAUACUACUGACUGUCCUCUACUCUCCCUAGUAAUUAUACUACUGACUGUUCUCUCUACUCUCCCUAGUAAUUAUACUACUGACUGUCCUCUACUCUCCCUAGUAAUUAUACUACUGACUGUCCUCUACUCUCCCUAGUAAUUAUUCUACUGACUGUCCUCUACUCUCUACUCUCCCUAGUAAUUAUACUACUGACUGUUCUCUACUCUCCCUAGUAAUUAUACUACUGACUGUCCUCUACUCUCCCUAGUAAUUAUACUACUGACUGUCCUCUACUCUCCCUAGUAAUUAUACUACUGACUGUCCUCUACUCUCACUAGUAAUUAUACUACUGACUGUCCUCUACUCUCCCUAGUAAUUAUUCUACUGACUGUCCUCUACUCUCUACUCUCCCUAGUAAUUAUACUACUGACUGUCCUCUACUCUCCCUAGUAAUUAUACUACUGACUGUCCUCUACUCUCCCUAGUAAUUAUACUACUAAACUGUCCUCUACUCUCUACUCUCACUAGUAAUUAUACUACUGACUGUCCUCUACUCUCCCUAGUAAUUAUACUACUGACUGUCCUCUACUCUCUACUCUCCCUAGUAAUUAUACUACUGACUGUCCUCUACUCUCCCUAGUAAUUAUUCUACUGACUGUCCUCUACUCUCUACUCUCCCUAGUAAUUAUACUACUGACUGUCCUCUACUCUCCCUAGUAAUUAUACUACUGACUGUCCUCUACUCUCCCUAGUAAUUAUACUACUGACUGUCCUCUACUCUCUAUUCUCCCUAGUAAUUAUACUACUGACUGUCCUCUACUCUCCCUAGGAAUUAUUCUAUUGACUGUCCUACUCUCUACUCUCCCUAGUAAUUAUACUACUGACUGUCCUCUACUCUCCCUAGUAAUUAUACUACUGACUGUCCUCUACUCUCUAUUCUCCCUAGUAAUUAUACUACUGACUGUCCUCUACUCUCCCUAGUAAUUAUACUACUGACUGUCCUCUACUCUCCCUAGUAAUUAUACUACUGACUGUCCUCUACUCUCUACUCUCCCUAGUAAUUAUACUACUGACUGUCCUCUACUCUCCCUAGUAAUUAUACUACUGACUGUCCUCUACUCUCCCUAGUAAUUAUACUACUGACUGUCCUCUACUCUCUUCCCUCCCUACAGAACAAUGGAUCCCUGGGCUGGUGUCAAAAUCAUAAGCAGUGUGCCAAGGUAACGUACUGAUGUUUACAUGCAUACCUAUUACCUAACAUGAUAGAAAUCACACAAACGGAAUAAUCUAUUUUCAGACAGGAAAAGCUUUCAGGGAAAGUCAGCAGCUGAACAAAUAGCAUGAUAAAUCAUUGCCAUAGUCUUAGUCAUAGUGGUUCCUACCCAGUACUCUAUGUACCAUUCAAUACCAUAUAUCACUAUAUCAGCUAAUAUACUGCAGCUAGCUAUGUACUGUACCUCUGUAGAUCAUAGAGCCUAAAUAAUAUACAAUCACAAAGUAUAGCGACAGGUGCUUUAGAUGGAUGCUUGGCUGUUAAGCUCUUAGUCUCUCCACUUUUUAUUCUGCAUAUCCCUCUCUGGAAGUCAUAAUUGUCUUUAGGUAAAGAGCUGCACUCAUUUUUGGUAAUGAGCACAGUAACAUUCUCUAACAGCCCUUCAGUAUAGUAUCCCCACAGUGUACAGAAGUGAAGCUGACAUGUUGCCUUUGUGAUUAUUCCACAAGCUUCAGUAUACUGUAGUAUACAAAAAUAGAAUGGUUGCACAGUUGUCAUAUCUCAUGACGCAAACAGCAGUCAAAUACCAUCAUGAACAAUAUUAUCUCAUGUUUUUGAUCAACUGAAUGCUGUUUUUUCAAUAACACAUUCACACUCGUAGCUAUUUAUUCUGAAGCCACAUUCCUAAUUAGUUUGGAAUUGUCUUUGUGACUGUAUUGUUACUUUGUUUACUACAGUAUAAUACUCUGGCUAGUUGUGUGUUUGUGUCACCAUAUGGGAGAUGAGCACAACCACACACGUCUCUCUCUGUGACAGACAGACACACCCCAGGGUAGGCUUGCAGCAGAAACACAGUCAGCCAGGCGCUGACCUCUCUUGGUGGGUCCAUGAAAACAUUUGGCCAACUGCUCAGCAGAUUUCUCCAGAACUCCAGAGAGCGUUUUCACUCAAACUUUAAACCAGGUCAAUCCUUGUAGCAUGAUAGCAUCCUCUACACUAGGUCCAUGUAAAAUAGCCUGGAACCAAAACAGAUAUGCUAUGUUUUUAUAUCAGUUUGGAUACCAGGCUACAGAGAAUAAGAUGUCAGCGCUUUCCUUGUUUUCUUGAAGAGUGAUAAUGCUAUUUUAUUCUCGUUAAGAAAGUAAUAAUAAUAUUUUAUUCUCGUUAAGAAAGAACACAGCCAAUUAGAAUCCUCUUCGUUGUAGAAUGUUCAUUACACGGCAGCUAAUUGCCAAAUUAGAGGCUCUGAAGUGGAGAUGAAGAAUACAUUUAUUCUAACUAAGGAGAUCUUAAUGUCUCUGCAGUCUCACUUUAAAAGUAAACUUGCUUUGCUUUCAGUGCAGUUAUGUGUCACCAAUGGUUUGGUAUAUCACUACAACUCAACAUUAGAUUUGAUAGGCUGCCCAAGGAUUUCAGUCUGAUUUAAGGUGUUCCGGAAAUGUCACUACCUACUAUGUAAGCAGUAGUUCCAGCUCAACCACAAAAUUAGAAGUCAGACCCUCAUGUUUUGCAAUAUUUGAUUACAGGAGAUUAUUUGUUUCGCUGCAUAAGCCAUCGCAUGUCUGCAUCAAGCAAGUGGCUCAUUUGGUUAUUGCUUGCAGCAGUGUUUACGGCCACACUGAAAGUCCACCCACAACUUAUCGGAGACAAAAACAGUGCUGCCAUUUUAAAGCCCUCAAUGAUUACAUCCAGUAGAGCUAUGAUAAUGUUUGGUCACAAUUGUCAGAUCAUCCUGUACUUUGCCCAUGCAUACUCAGCCUCAUGUUGUCUCUAUGGACCUCCCUGGUAAUGAUGAGUGACUGUUAAUCCGCCUGUCACUAUCUCCUCGAGGCAGCCAGUCAAUUAAGGCUACUAUAGAUGAUUACCAUAGUCUGUCAAAAUAGAGUCCGGUCACAUCUUCAUUUAAAGGCUUAGCAGGGGAUGACAGGAUGGCUUCAGUGCCUCAUUUAGGAGAGCCGUGGAUGGUCAUAAUUGCCAUGCUAUUACACUGGACUGCCUGUCAGCCUCUCAGCUCUGCUGAUAUGAAUGCUUAGUUGAAGUCAUUAUUUUUUAUCACCUCACGACAAGCCAAGGCCCCUUCAGAUUGGCGUUUAGGCAGCACUUUGGAGUCAUUAGUGUACUAACUAACACUUACUGGUCUAGCAGUUGGGAUGAUGUGCCCUAAGGACAAAAAAUAAGGCUGAAAUGGCACCCUAUUCCAUAUAUAGUGCACUACUUUUGACCAGAGCCCUAUGCAGGCAAUAGGGUGCCAUUUUUAACACGGCACAUUAAUGCAUCUUCUUCCUUCCACCACAGACAUGACCGUAUGAUAUAAUAAACAGUGUUAGGACUACAGAGAGGUGGAGAGCUGCAUGCGCUUGUCCUCUUGAGAAAGACUCUGGAACCCCCUCAAAGCCUGUUCAAUUUGUAGAAACAGGAAGGGAGAGACAAAGGCAGGGUCUCAUCUGGGCAUGGUAUCAAACACUGUUGUGUGCUACAGUAUAGCCAGGCUGCAUCCCAAAUGGCACCCUUUUCCCUAUUUAGUGCAUUUAUUUUGACCAGGGCCCAUAUGGCGCUGGUCAAAAGUAGUGCACUAUAUAUAGAGAAUAGCGUACCAUUUGGGACGCAGGCUCAGUCUACACCACCCAAAAAGAACAGCAGCUUUAUGCACGGUCAGCAGAGAAGUCACUGAGGCCAUUAUCUACUGACAUUCACAGAGGAGACGGUUCAAUCUCGUCCUACUACGUACAGAAAUGGCCAUGUGCACUCUGCUGGUGCUUUUCGUGGUUUCCCUUGUUCCUUUGUAAAACAGGGCAGGUUUUCCUGUGUUCAAAAUCAAGAGUAAGCAUUAUCGACUUUCAAAUGUCUAUCAAAUGUCGGCCAUCGAGGGGUAAUACUCCUUUGUCUUUUGCAAUCAGUGAAAGAGAAUCCUUAGAAUGUCUAGGAAUUGACAGAACACCUAUCAGAGUCCUAGAACUCUGCUUUAUUUGCGGUCGGUCCCUAGUGGAAAGGAAUGCUUGGUUUGAGUUUGAAAUGGGGCGGAAAACGAAGCGUAGCCGGCACGAUAAGAACGAGGAGACGAGAGAGUCUGAGCGUCAGUUGGGAUUAGAGGAAGAAUCUCCCGUUGGAGACCAGAGAAGGGAGAUAAGAGAUGACAGGACAAACAGGGACACUCGUAAUACAGAAUGGUACUAGGCUAUGUCAGGGAGACGAGGACCUAGACACGAUGUGAGAGCUUUAGACAUGCAGUACAUUGUAGUAUGGAGGGACUGUAGGAGAGAUAAAGCGAGGACAGGGUACUACAGGAGAGUAGAGGGGUUAAGAGAGCUAGUUGAAUGUUUGAGCAAUGUAUGAGCAUGUUACUGAAUGGGAAAGGGUACAACGUCAGGCUUUAGCAGUUUCAGGAUUUUCCUUCCAUACAAGUAGCAGUGGGCCUGGGGCGAGCUCGGCAGGGUAUCCGCGUUUCCCUCACCAUAAAGUGGGCACCUCAGCUGCAUUUAAAUGUGUGCCUCCUUCCUUCACAUUAUUCAGAGUUUCCGACAACUACCAUACCCUCCACCCCAUUCCACCCUUCACACAUUUGCUCACACACACACACACACACACACACACACACACACUUGCUCAUGUUUUCACAGCAGCUGAAGAUAAAUGUGUUUCCCAAACUCAUUCAGACCAAAACGUUGCCCCAGGAUAACUCCAAUCUUCACUCCACGCCUUGAAAACUUUCAACAACAGAUUGCAUGGUUGAGGCUUUCUCUACAAGGUUGUAGGAGUGAAUUGAACAUGCUGUUAUACUUGUGUCAAGGCAUAAGUAAGUAAGAAAUAAUAAGCAUACUGAGUUUAUAUACUGAACACAAAUAUAAACGCAACAUGUAGUGUUGGUCCCAUGUUUCAUGAGCUGAAAUAAAAGAUCCCCCGAAAUUUUCCAUACGCACAAAAAGCUUAUUUCGCUCAACUUUUGUGCACACGUGUUUAUAUCCCUGUUGGUGAGCAUUUCUCCUUUGCCAAGAUAAUCUAUCCACCUGACAGGUGUGGCAUAUCAAGAAACUGAUUAAACAGCAUGAUAAUUACAAAGGUGCACCUUGUGCUUAGGCCACUCUAAAAUGUGCAGUUUUGUCACACAACCCAAUGCCACAGAUGUCUCAAGUUUUGAGGGAGCAUGUAAUUGGCAUGCUGGCUGCAGGAAUGUCCACCAGAGUUGUUGCCAGAUAAUUGAAUGUUCAUUUAUCUACCAUAAUCCGCCUCCAACGUUGUUUUAGAGAAUUUGGCAGUACGUCCAACUGGCGUCACAACCGCAGACAACAUGUAACCACGCUAGCCCAGGACCUCCACAUCCGGCUUCUUCACCUGUGGGAUCGUCUGAGACCAGCCCCCCAGAUAGCUGAUAACACUGAGGAGUAUUUCUGUCUGUAAUAAAGCCCUUUUGUGGGAAAAACUCAUUCUGAUUGGCUGGGCCUGGCUCCCAAGUGGGUGGGCCUAUGCCCUCCCAGGCCCACGCAUGGCUGCGCCCCAUGUGAAAUCCAUAGAUUAGUGCGUAAUGAAUUUUAAAUUGACUGAUUGCCUUCUAUGAACUGUAACUCAGUAAAAUCGUUGAAAUUGUUGCAUGUUGCGUUUAUAUUUUUGUUCAGUAUAGUUAAACCUGGAUAAAGAGUGACAGCACAUAUCAGAUGGAAAUUGUUACUGUAAUAUGGUAACUUUCAAAUUACCCCUAGAGCCACCAGCCUUACUGUACAUUGCGAAUCAACAUUCCCCACUGCCUUUCCUCCAUGGCUACCAACCACUGUGUUUCAUAACAGCAUGAAAUUGGAAAUGUGAAUAUUCCCCUGGGCAGCCUAGCCUGGGUUACUCAUGCAGAAAGAGUGUCUCUCAGGGACAAGGACAGCAGUACAGAUCUACAAGCCGCUACAGGGAGCGCAUAGAUAACAAACACACUGUGGAAGAGUGGUGCUCUUUGAUUUUCAAACAUCCUAUUUAUUUCCCUUAUACUGAUGUUUUCCAAAGUAAAUGUGGGUCCAGCAGCCUGCUGUCCAGUUCUUUAGCCGUUCUCUUCUCGAGAGUCAGGAACAACGACAAGGCCACAGAUGUCAGAUGCAUACAAAGAUUCAUCCCAAUAAACGCCAAACUGCUAAAGUUUGUGGCAGCACUUUUUGCUGUUAUAUUGAGGGCGAUUGAGGGGAGAAGAAGUAUGCAAGGGAAAGUGUUCCGUUUCAACCUUUGAUGAUCCUGUAUAGUCUGUGAAGGACAUAGAAGUGAUUACUACUGUAUUUUUCUGAAUACCUUGGUGACACGUCUUUACUGUAAUAAUAAAAUCUCCUGUGGUGGCAUGGAAUGUGUGAUGAGCCCUCACCUCCAUCUCUGUUUCUCUCACCUUCAAAGUGCCUGGAACCAUGCAAGGCCUCUUGGGACCUGAAGAGGAGCCAGUGCCGGGAGCUCUGUGCGGUAUGAUGACUUAUGACAGCCUCGUACUACGUUAAGUUAGGGGGGGAGGAAUGCACUGAGGAGAGGCUUCAUGUGGAGAGGCUAAAUUAGUAGAGUUCAGUUCAGAUUCUCCUCCACAUAAUUUUGUUGUGCACAAGUAGUCAGACACAGGCAUCUUUUACCUCAGUGCUUCCUCAAUUUCCUCACUCAGUCGAAAGUAAUCAGAAACAACUUUUUCCUACGAUUUCUACACAGUUUUGGUUCUGUUAUUUUAGUAGUAAAGCAUCUGUGCUUUCUAACACUUCUCUCUCUCUCUCCCCCCAAUCCUCCACGCCAGCGCUCAAUUCCCAAGAAGCACUGGGAGUGUGUGACGAGUUGUGAGUUCCUGCGCUCGGUGGUGGCAGUGAAGCAGGGUGACUGCCCUGCCCCUGAGAAGGCCAGCGGAUUCGCGGCGGCGUGCGUGGAGGGAUGCGAGGAGGACAGCGAGUGCCCUGCCAAGAAGAAGUGCUGUUCCAACGGCUGUGGGCAUACCUGCCAACCUCCCAAGAACCUUUACAAAGGUACAGCAACCUCCAGUACACACAGUAUGUUUAGGAAAAUAGACAGGAAACUACAGUAGGUCCUUUUUUUGUUUGUUGGUUACAACCAAUAUACUAUCUGCAACCAAUUUGCGGGCCAAUUCAAAGAUGAGAUAAGAAACUCAAACUUUUGCUUAGAUAAUUCACUGAUGUCAAUGGAAGACAUGGAAUUUAGAAUUAAGCGUGCAGAGUUCAGAAUUAACCUAAUACGCAUGUGGGCGGCAGGUAGCCUAGCGGUUAAGAGCAUUGGGCUAGUAACUGAACGUUUGCUGGUUCGAAUCCCUGAGCCGACUAGGUGAAAAAUCUGCUGAUGUGCCCUUGAGCAAGGCAUCUAACUAAUUGCUCUGAAUAAGAGCGGCUGCUAAAUGACAAAAAAAUAAUGAUUUCAUGUAACCUUUGACCUUGAAAUGACCCACUUCACCCUUCCAGGAGCCCCUCUGAAGCCCAGGAAGGAACUGAGUUUUGAGGAGCUGAGGUCUGGUCAGAUGGAGGUGAGCUGGUCCUCCCGAUUCAACGUGUCGGCCGAGCCGGUCAUCUACGUGGUCCAGAGGAGGUGGAACUACGGAAUCCAACCCAGUGAGGAUGCUGCUACACAGUGGGAGGUGGUAGCACAGGUUAGUCAGACUUUUUGAUGCUUACUUAUUGAUACUGUAUGUAGUUGAUUAUAAGGGGACAAAUGUAUGUAAUCUACUUAGAAUUCAAUGUGUGGCAAUGUAUUGAUUGUUCAUGAAGUUGAACAACUCUCUGUCUCUGUUUUGCUCUCUCUCUCCCCCCCCUCCCCCCAGACCACGGAGGUGAAAGCGCGGCUUGCUGAUAUCCGGGCAGGCCGGUGGUACCAGUUCAGAGUGGCAGCAGUGAACGUCCACGGGACCAGAGGGUUCACCACUCCCAGUCGCCACAUCCACACCAAGAAAGGUCAGGCAGAGUGUCUGUGAGUUUGUUUGUUUGUGUGUGUGAGCUGGCUGGCUUAAACACCCUGGGGUGAUAUUGCACUGACUGUAAUGAAGAUGAAUACAUUGGCUUUUGGCCAUUUCUGAAGUGCUGUAUUGUGGCUUUUGGCCAUUUCUGAAGUGCUGUAUUGUGGCUUUUGGCCAUUUCUGAAGUGCUGUAUUGUGGCUUUAGCCCCCUAGAGCUGUAAUACCUUCCAGUCAAUAUAUGAAUAGCUUUAAUAGACAGUUACUUAACCUUAAUGUAUUUGGCAGCUGUAAUGUGCGGUGUGGGUUAGCUGUGCUGCAUUUGUCAGUGAGAAUGCCUCCAUGAUUGAUUAACCUUUUUACUGCAGUGGGCUAAAUCAGGGUCACACAGAGUGAUUCCUGGGAGUCUUAAACACAUUUUGACAAGAAACACCGGAUUUUCGGCGGGUUUCUGAAAUAAUGUUUAUUAAUUAUGAAAUUAUGAAAAAUAUUAAUAACAUUCUACCCAUGAUGCAACAAAGUCAUUUGACUGCAGGAAAGGGCUACUGAUGUCUACAUCAGACCAAUGACACCUGAUUGAUUAAUAAUGUAUUCACCAGACCCCUCCAGUCCCCCCACCCCAUCUGAGCUGAGGGUGUCCAAUGUGACCUUUGGCCCCGGCGGCAGGGCGGUGUCGGUCCGGCUGCACUGGUCCAUCCCCUCAGACCUGGAUGUCCCUGUACACCACUACAAGGUGUCCUGGAGCUGGGCCACAGGCAGCACAGGGGCCACAGCACGACCUAAGACCAAGAGGAGGAAGAUGGUCAAUGGGGUAAGUCAUAGAGUAAGUCCCCUACACUGACAUGUUGGGCCCAUGGGUUAGGUCAGUCAUACCCAUAUAAAUGGAAUGACGUGGUCUAAGGGGCUUUGGCGGUCUAGUCAUUCUAUUUCCAUGGUCAAAGCCUUUUAGAAAAAAAGGCGCUAUCUAGAACCUAAAAGGGUUCUUCGGCUGUCCCCAUAGGAGAACCCUUUGAAGAACCCUUUUUGGUUCCAGGUAGAACCCUUUUGGGUUCCACGUAGGACCCUUUGAACAGAAGGUUCUAUGUGGAACCAAAAAGGGUUCUAUCUGGAACCAAAAAGGGUUAUCCUAUGGGGACAGCCAUAGAACCCUUUUUUCUAAGAGUGUACCUACCCUGACAUGUAGGCACUCAUUAACAUGGGACAUUCCCUGGGACAAUGUACAGUGGAAGCCUGUUGUUUCAGAGCCAGUUUCUUUCCUCAAGCCACAACAAAUGUAAUGGAAGGAUACACAAUGGGAGUGUGUGUGGCUUUGAUGACAUAAACCCUCCAAUCUGAUGGUGCUUAGUGCUUACACACCAAACCAAGCAAUUGUAUAGUUGUCGCCUCUGGCAAAUUAAUCACAGAUUGAUGCUAUUAAAUAGCCAAAAUCUGCAUUAUCUUAUGAGCUCACGUCUGUUUUGGGAAAAUGACAUUUUCCCGGCAAGUUAUUACUGUGGUUAUUGGACCUACUUUGUACCUUUUGUUGUGUGGAUAUAGAGGAUACAGAACGGUCUUUCUGACCCUAUAACCCCUCUGUCCUGUAUAUGUAUCCAGGGGCAGAGGUAUGUGGAGCUGGAGAGUCUGCGAGCUAACAGGAGUUACAGUGUGGAGCUACAGGCCGUGUCCUACUGGGGACAGAACCCACUGAAAAGUCCAAAGGCCAGCCUGCACUUCACCACACGACCCAGUACGUCAACAACAGUCAAAGCUUAUCAACUGUCAUUUGUUAAGGAAAAUAUUUGAUAAUUAGGCUCGCCAUAUUCUGGAAACGUUCUCAAAGUUCUCAGGUUUUUCCAGAAAUCCCGGUUGGAGGAUUUUUACAGAAUAUUUACCCAGUAUAUCGAGGUUGGAUGCGUGAUAUGUUUGCAUCUGAUAUAACAUCGCUUUCUUCCCAUUUCCAUUGUUGCACAAUCAGGGGAGGAGCAGACGUCUGGCGCGCGCCCGGUCCCCGUCCCCGGGGGCUUUAUCCCUGAUGUGUUGGAUGUGGGCACCCCCUUCUACCAGGAUGGCCAGCUGCAGGUCCGGGUCUACUGGCAGAGGAGCACAGGUAUGCAGGUGGAGACCCAGACACAGCCACACACACAAACAUGCACACACGCGUUAAUGAACGCACGCACGCAUAGGCGCACACACACACACGCAAGCAUGCUUGCACGCGCACACACACACACACACAUGUGCAUUAACCCACGCAUGCAACACCCACACACACACACACAUUUGAUUUGGCCUUUGACAAAAGCAGUGUGGCUGAGGAAAUAAUCCUCUAACCACCACCUCCCUAUCGUAAUGUAAACAGAGAGAUUAUCGUAAAUGUACAGGAUGCUUGUGGGUAAUUAAACAUGAAACAAAAGGCUGCUUUGUUACAAGCUGAUAAGAUGCACAGAUGUACAUCCUGAAUCCUGUUCAUGCAGGAACAUGAGCACAGUAAGCUAGCAUCGCUGACUCACUGGGCUACCCACAGCACACACACUGGGCUACCCACAGCACACACACUGGGCUACCCACAGCACACACACUGGGCUACCCACAGCACACACACUGGGCUACCCACAGCACACACACUGGGCUACCCACAGAGCCAACUGAGGAACAGCUUCUCUUACAUUUUGCGUCAAAGAAUCUGUUCUGUCUAAACAAGUUGAGCUUUAUAGAAGUGAACCAUUGACUCUUAUUUUGAAAGGCCAAUGUGUGCUUUGUCACCAGUGUUAUGAGACAAAUCAGCAGUUGAUUGAUGAUGAAUUGAUUGAUACUACUUUCCAUCUCUCUCAGAUCCCACUGUAGUUCGGUAUCGUGUCCAGUGGGUACCAGAUUACUGUGGACACAACCAGACCAAAGGAGUGGACAAGAUCAUCACACAGGUAACCAGUUUCAUUCAGCCGAUUUAUGGUGAAACUUCAAGUAAUAUAAAGGGUAUCUAUCUCUAUUGGAGUUACAGUAUAGGGUGCUCUCAUCAUAUGUGUCCGCUGUCUUUAACCUCUUAUAGGAGGGCUUUGCCAGCCUCCCUGGCCUGCUCUUCUCCUGUAAGUACAGCGUGAACCUCCAGCCACUUGGUACUAAGGGACGUGCCCAGGCAGAAACCACCUUCUUCUUCACCCCCUCCUGUGCCACCAUCAGCGCCAAGAGCCCCAAACACAUCGCCUGUCCAGGGCAGGAAGGUGAGACACCACUGACCACCCAAAGAUGACUUUGUCACUUUGUCAUUGACCUAGUGAACCUUCACAUUUCCAUUGGUGUAACGCUCUAUGUUUAAGAUCAACUACAUUGAAGUUGGACUGUGUAGAAUCACUGAUCUACAUAUCACCUUGCAUCCUAAAUAACUAGUAAUUAUGUGAUCAAGAUUAGAGAUUCUGCGCUUCGCUUUGCUCAAACUGAUCCCCUCAAACACUAUGUUUGUCCCAUAGGACCCUCUCCUACUCCUCCUCCCAAGGUGCUGUCCAAGGCAGAAAACCUGACCGCCUCCUUCAUGGCCGACAAGGGUAACAUCACAGCUGUGUUUACAUGGGAGGUGUCUACGCCACUCCCACCCCAACAGCUCCACGGGUUCCAGGUCACAUGGGCGGAAGUGACCUCAGCCAGUAGCCAUAACAACCUUCCCAACAGCCUAAUCUCACAGUCCCAGAUACUACCACCAGUAAGUCCACCAGUAUAAACCCGAAUAGUGCUGUCCCAGUGGGCACAGACGUCAAUUCAACGUCUAUUCCACGUUGGUUCAACAUAAUAUCGUUGAAAUGACGUGGAAACAACGUUGAUUCAACCAGUGUGUGCUCAGUGGGGUGCCACCAUAUACUGGAACCCCAUAUCAACUCAACGAAUUAGCCCACCUUUAUGCAACAAAUCUAACCAUUUGUCUCAGUAAAUCAAAACCCUGUAAUAACCAACAAAUGUCUAAGUAAUCCAUUUUCAUUUUCACAAAUUCCCAUGAUUUGUUGUGAUUUAAAUAAGUAGCUUCACGGAAUAGGGUGGUAGUGUAGUAGAGGAAGGUGACCAAAACAUCCAUAUAGGAAAAAGCCAACCAGUUCCCCCUUUUAACAAUUAAUGAGCCCCUGCAUUGCUGUCUUCCCUGUUCUCUCAGGAGCGUAAUGUCCUGGUAGUGUCAGGUCUGCAGCUAGCUACCCCCUACAGGCUGGAGAUCCAGGUGAUUGGAGCAGGAGGGGAGGGUCCUGCCACCACCAAGACCUUUUACACUCCCAACACCUCGCCAGUCCUACAGCACAGUAAGAUCAUUGAUUGGAUUAUCUUUCUCUUUUCCAGAUGCUAAAAGAGAUUUACAAUGGUAACUUUCAAGGAAUGUAUGGAAUUUUACCAGAUGACAUCUAGUGGCCUUUUUGGGUACUGCUGAUUAUCAUAGGCGUCUGUAAUUAUCUCUGGCCCUCUGUGACCUUAUCAAGUAAAAUAGAUUACAAAAAAUCCAAUAUGAUGAUAAAAAAAUAAAUAAUAGAAUGACAAAGCUGUAAAACAUUAUCCUAAAUAUAAACCAAUUUAGUGUAUUAAAUAUGUGUUUUAAUAUGAGGAUUUCAGCAUGAAAAGAUCCUUUAUAUAUUUUUUACACACUUAUUUAUUUGACUAUAUCAAUAUGUCUUUGUUGUAAAUGUUUUGGGUACAGACUGGUUGCAGUUGUGAAAAAAAGACAAUAGUUGGAAGAGUAACAGAGUUAAUUGAAAAUAAGGCAAUUUUUGCAUUAAUAGGCUAUUUCCUCUUGAACCAUAUGGUCUAUCCACUAGAAACUCAUGGACAAUAUGGACACAGACAUAACAAAUGUAUACUUUAUAUAUGAAUAAAUAAAUACAUUGUAUUUAAGUAUAAAUGACCCAAGUUAUCAUGGAUUGCAAUAGAUUACCUGUUAAUUACCAUUAUUACUGAAUAAUCUGGUAAAUUACCAGUAGGUUUGCAACCCUAACUCUGACCUUAUCAUUGACCUGCUUGGCCUAUCUCAAUGUGACCAUUCAGGACCCAGACUCAGGAAUCAUCACCAGCACCAGCCCACCAUAGAGAGGCACUGAGAGAUCAGCUGACCAGAACUAACCUCCCAGACUCAGGACACUGGAGAACAGCCACCAACAGAAGGGAGAAGGGUCCUCCUUCGGACAUAACUCAGUCAUGUCUCUACUGUUGUAUGUGCACCCUACCAAACAAAGAAAAUGCUAACAAGUAGCCCACCGAUAAACAGUUCACCCAACCCUUCAAUGAGGAAAUGCUUCUGAAUUUUGCAUUUGGAUAUGAGUCUAUAUACAGUAGAUAAAGAUUCCUUAGAGACCUUGGCUUUGCAUGUAAAAUCCUAGUGUUUCCGGCAUGAAAUUAUUUGUAUUACAAUCUCCUUCUCUCCGACAAAUAGACAAUGACUUGUCACUGUUAAAUCAUUACUUUUUUCAAUAUAAAAGUGAUAUUAUUUUACGUUUUAAUAGGCUGAAGAUGUAAUAUUGUGUCCCAACUCUCAUGUACUGUAAAUGCUGUACAUAUAGUUUGUCUAUAAUUUAUUUGUCUACAGUGGUUUAUUUGUAUGUAUUACUGUACACCGUUGUCUUUGUGUUACAUUUGACUGUGUAUGUUCUUUCCAGAUCACCCUUUUGUAAACUGACAUACCCUGUAUAGAGAUGUUUUAAGUAAAAGUAAAUUCCAUGUCAAAAAGCAUCCUGUCUGUGCAUAUUUUAUCAUGUAUGGUUCAAAAGUCCAUAGUUAUAAACCAGAGAAAAUGGACGACCAUUGUGUUUCUAUUUACAUUAUAUUUUGUUUGGUGUGCAAACAAAAGGUUAGCUAGUAAAACACAGGUCUCCUGGGGACGUGUGGAAAUGCAAACACACCACCAGGCAACGCAGUCUGUCAGUGUUCUAUACCCAUGGUGCAUGGCGUCACACUUAUUCCCAUUCAACCCAACCAACUGGGUCUCUGUGUUUCUGCCUGUCUAACUACAGUAUGUGUGCACAUGCAUCUGAAUAUGACUCUGCUAUGGUCUCUCUAUCUCUCUAUAUAUAUAUUUUAUGUCUUUGGGUUCCUUUAACUUUUUCUUUUUAUGGAGGGAUCUUUUUUUAGUCAAAUUUAUUAUAUGAAAAAUGCCUUUGAAACGAAAUGCCUUUAUGCACAAAUAUUGAUAUAAUAACCAUCAUUUGGAAGUAAACUUGGAGUCACACAAUGACAUGGUGUGUGGUCCUCCCACUACAACUCAGGAAACCUGGCAGUUUAAAUGAGGCUACAGAUGAAAUAAGUUAUGAUGAACUUCACAGGGUGGUGAAAGUGCAUGGUAUGAGCUUGAUGCUCCUUUCCAAUAAAUGUUGAGGGUCUUAUGCUGGUGACAUGAUGAUCGAUGCUUGACAGCUGUUUUGACAAAUAAAAACAUUCUCACACUUAUCCAUAAUUACUGUAUCUGCGAGCUGUUGGCUAGAGCUCACAUGCCAAGACCAGAGUAUAGGCACAUUUACUAUUUAAUGCAACAGAUUUUGUGACAGAACUAUCGGUAGAGUUGAAAUGCGAUGGAAACACAUUGAACAUUAGAUUUCUAUUCUGUACAUGAAAACUUAAGUGUGUGUGCACUACGUCAUCACGCACUAAUUAUUAUCUGCAACAAGUCAGUUUGAUGGAAACAACUUGUGGGAAAAUGCGCAUAUUUUUUUAAUGCAGAUUUGAGAAUAUUCACAUGAAAAUCUUUUGCCAAAUUGGAUGGAAACCUAGCUUAUGACAGGUAACGGUGUAAAACACUUGUAUGAACAGUGAACGGCUGAAUGCUCUAGUAUACACUGUACUGGGAGUCCUGAAAGGCCUUGCUGCGAACAUAACCACCUCUAUCCAGCUCCAUCCUGGUUCAAGAGUAUGGUCCCUCAUGUUUAUGACCUUCCCUAGGGAGGGAGAGAGAGAGCGAGAGAGAAAUGAUG
Molecule: messenger RNA, 21177 nt
Organism: Coregonus sp. 'balchen'
Lineage: Eukaryota; Metazoa; Chordata; Actinopteri; Salmoniformes; Salmonidae
Source: the annotation of a GenBank genome assembly